CGGCGGCCGGGUAGUGGUUGCCCUGGCAUCAGCGAACGGGGAGGCGGCGGCCGCGCUGUGCCGCCGCUGGAGCCUCCCGGAGCCGGGAGCCGCCUAAGGUGGGCAAGGAGCAGCAGAAACGCCCGGGGAGAAGCGGCUGAAGGAACCCCGCCAGGAUGAGGGACCGUCUGGCCGAGCUGGCAUCGCGCACUCAAAACGAAGAUGGAGAAGCGACGGUUGUCGUCGAGAGUGACCAUUACAUGGAAGACUUUUUCCUACAGGUUGAGGAAGUUAGGAAAUAUAUCUCUAAAAUCUCAGAUGUUGUAGAAGAAGUGAGGAAGAAGCACAGCGUCAUCCUCUCGGCCACACAUCCAAAAGAUAAAACGAAGGAAGAACUCGAAGAACUGAACAAAGAAAUCAGAAAAACAGCCAAUAUCAUCCGUGUUAAAUUGAAGUCCAUGGAACAAAGUUUAGCUCGAGAGGAGAACAUCAAUCGAACCUCUGCAGAUGUCCGGAUACGAAAAUCACAGCAUUCAGUGUUGACCCGGAAGUUUGUGGACGUUAUGACGAUGUAUAACGGAACUCAAACCAUCUUCCGGGAACGCACGAAAGACCAGAUACGCCGUCAGUUGGAAAUAACUGGAAAGACCACCACGGAUGAGGAGCUGGAAGACAUGUUGGAAAGCGGCAAUCUUUCCAUUUUCACUUCGGACAUCAUUUUGGACACCAAACUAACCAGAGCAGCCGUCGAUGAAAUUGAGUCACGUCAUAAAGAUAUUAUAAAACUGGAAUCGAGCAUACAGGAAUUGCACGAAAUGUUCAUGGACAUGGCAAUGCUGGUGGAGGUUCAGGGCGAAAUGGUCAACAGCAUCGAGAAGAACGUGAUGAACGCGGUGGAUUACGUAGAACACGCCAAGGAAGAGACCAAGAAGGCCGUCAAAUACCAAAGUAAAGCUCGUAGAAAAAAAUGGAUUAUUGUCAUUGUUGUGCUGGUGCUGUUAGCUCUACUAGCUCUAAUAAUUGGCUUGGCUGUUGGAGUGCCGUGACGCUUAGAUAACUGUCCGUGAGCAACUUCUCCCUGCUACCUCUCAAAAUUGAUGUUCAUGCUAAUUUGUGUCACUCUCUUGAUUGUUAUCGUUGGAAUUAUCCUAGCAGCACACUUCUCCUAGCCUUUAUUCGGAGGUUGGGAAUCUCCUUGAAACUCUUCCAACUUCUCAUCAAGAUGCCUUUUCUUGCCAUAACGAGGAUGUUCUGUUUUCCAAGAUGGCAAAAUUAAGUAGUUGUUUAAGGAUCUUGUAGGACUCUUCACGCUUUGAUAUCUGUAGACCUGAAUCAAACAUGAAGGAAGCUGGAAAAACCUCCGAGAUGGACUCAUUUAAAGGCUGCUUUAAUUUACAUACAUGCAAAUAUAUAUAUAUAUAUAUAUAUAUAUGAUGAGUUGCAAAGCUUCCAGCCCAUCAGUGUUACCAGUUGGAAAUGGGUAGAAUUCAUCACCCAGAAAACCAGAGAUCUCAAAAUUUUUGUCUUGUUUGAAACUAAAGCAGCCAUAAAUGCAAUUGACUGUAGCCCUAAACACUACAUUUCAGAGGUAUGUUUCACGAUAAUAAUUGCAUUUUAUUUUUUAAAGCAAAGAGGAUUGAGAUUGGGGGCAUAAAAUUAUUUUCUCUUCUCUCCGGUUUUUGUGCCUUUUUAAAAUCAUCUUAAAAACUGCUGCAUAAUAAACAAAAUGUUUUUUAACGUUUUAAUCGCUUCAAGGACACAGGGUGGGGGAAUCUUUAAGUGCCUCCUUUUUUAGCGGCGAAUCUGCGAACGGUUUUUGAGAAACGUCAGCACUGUCGUUAAAUAAUGUUAGUUUACUCCUGGUCCCAGACUGAGACAGUUCACACAUAAAGCUGGGGCAAAAUCAGGGCUAGAGUUAAGUCUUUAUGCUCAACUGUCCUCCAGCUGAGCAAAAACUAUUUUGUUGUUGUUGUUGUUAAUACAGAAGGUAGUUUGGCGUUACAUUUGAGCCAGCGAUCCUAGUUUAUGAUCUGAAACAGAGCAGCAAAUUAGCCCAGGGCUUGAAAUUGACACGACUUGAGCAUUGACCAAAAGUUUGUUUGAAACCAUCUUGUCCACUGACGUUUGCAAUAAGCCAGUUUAGUUGCCUCAUAAGAUGAAAUUAACCUUGACUUGAAUCCUUGUGAGCCUUCAGAGGACGAAGAAAGCGUGCAGGAAUCACAAUUUUCAGUUCUGUGCAAAGCUAACACUAAACCCAGCUUUAGCGUCACGAGUGAACCGAAGCCUUCCUCAUCUUAAAAGGUAUAUUUUGACUGUGAAGUUUCAUUAAGCUAUUUUGUUUUGUUCUAAUUUCAGAUUUAUUUAUUUUUUCUUUCUAAAGCCUCAGAAAGCACGACAUGGUUGAGAUGAGCGCGGGGUGGGUUGCACCUGAUUUUAAGCUGCCUUUGAGAAGGGCCUUUUUGCUGUAUCUUUGAACCCCUUCAGUUAAAGAACUGGAGAAAGGCCCGUUUUGUGUGAAACAAGUUCUCGUGUGCGAUGCGAGUUUGCACAGUUUCUGCAGCUCUCCAUAAAUUUAGCAAGGCAACUGCAGAAAAUGAAUUUUUAGGUUGCACACACAAGUCUAAUAAGGGAGAACGAAGAGGCCUUCAAGCUGAAUUUUAUUAAUUCGCCUAAGCUGGAAUAUGAAAGGAAGGGGCUUACUUACUAAUGGAGUAAAAUUGGGAUUGCAUUUACAGCUUUUGUCUAAAGUGCAUUCAAGUCCUUAACUUUCUUGUUGCAAACCAGCUGAGGAAUUAUGACGAACCUUGGUCAUUAUCUUUUUAAGGCUUGCGUCUUAAAACAAACCCUGAUUUUGUUGGGAGAGGUGACUCCAAAAGUUGAUGUGGUUUGCAAAGAUCUCAGUUUAAUGGUAGUUAGUUGCACUGAAGUCCCGCAGACUUUAACGGGGACAUAUUUCCCUCUAGAUUUGAACCUGAAAUGUCCAGCUGUUAAGAAUUUUUAAAACAAUUCAGAGGCAACCAAAAUAAGUUGUGUCUUAACCUCGCUUAACUUUUUUUUUGUUUUUGUUUUGGUAUGGUAUUAUUCCUGUAAAUAUAUGUACAUGUAACUGUGUUUUUGCUUUCUUAUUGUUAAAAUAUAUAUGUAGCUAUUUAUGCCGAGAAUGAAAUAAAUUGUGAUAGGUGCCUUAUUUGUUUUUUAACAAAA
Molecule: messenger RNA, 3183 nt
Organism: Pantherophis guttatus
Lineage: Eukaryota; Metazoa; Chordata; Lepidosauria; Squamata; Colubridae
Gene: STX2
Product: syntaxin 2
Biological process (GO): exocytosis; synaptic vesicle fusion to presynaptic active zone membrane; intracellular protein transport
Cellular component (GO): SNARE complex; endomembrane system; plasma membrane
Molecular function (GO): SNARE binding; SNAP receptor activity
Source: RefSeq, a predicted model, not a curated record